AUGGGGCGAGGACGAUGUGAAGGAAAGAGGGGAGAGGAGGGGGAAAGGCAGGGAAAGGGGGAGCCGGAGGAGGGGAGGAAGGCAGAGGGCGGCGAUGAACAAGGGGGGGGGAGGCAGGCAGGAGGGGGGAAGCAGAGGAGAUCAGGGAUGGUGCAAGGGGUAGCACAAGGAGCGGGCGAGCAAGGCAAAUGUGAAAGGGGGAGCAGGAGACAAGAAGGGGAAAGGGGGCAGGGAAGCAAGGGCACGGGGGGGCAGGGAGAGGGAAGGGCACGGGGGAAGCAAGGCCAAAGGAAGGGGGAUGCCGGCAAGCGGGCCACGGGCGAGCCAAGGCAAGGAAGGGGAGCCGAGGGCAGAGAAAGGGAAGGGGGAGCGAGGGGCGAAUCCAAGUGGAAAGGGGUGAGACCUAGGGGCAGAGAAAUGGGAGAGAAUGGGAAAGCGGGAGCCGAGGGCAGAGAAGGGAAAGAGGGGGAGAAGCGGGCAAAGGCGAAGCAAGCAAGGGGGGAGCCAAGGGGAAGGGAAAGGGACCAAGGGCAAGGGAGGAGGGGAGGCAAGGGGAGCAGAGGGGAAGGGAAAGGGGGAGCCAAGGCAAGGGGAGGAGGCGGAGGCCAAGGCAGAGGGGGCGACAAGGAAAAGAAGACAGGGGGAGCCAAGGGAAAGGGAGAGGAAAGGCAAAGAGAACGGGCUAAGGGCGAAAGGCACAGGGAGAAGGAAGGGGAGCACCAGACAAAGGAGAAAGGCAAAGGGGGGGGAAGGGCAAAGCCAGGGGGAAGGCGGAGAACACCCAGACGGGAGAAGGAAGAAGAGGAAGCAGAACGGACAGGGAAAAGAGGCGCACAAGGAAAAGACGAGGCGAACGAGGAGGGAGGAAAAGAAAGAGGAGGGGGAAGCCCAAAGAGACAAGGACCACGGCAGAGCGAAGCAGAGAAGCCAGGCGACACCAAAACGGAGACCCAGAGAGGGCCACGCAACGGGAAAACCAGAGGAAGAGCAGAGGAAGGGGGGGAGCGCAGGGACAGGGAGAGGAAACGCCAGCAAACGGCGAGCGGAGCGCGGGCGGACAGGGGGCAGAAGAGAAGAGAAGAGCGCGGACAAAAGAGACAAGAGGGCAAAAAGGAGAGCGGCGCGGGCCAACGGACAGAGGCGCAGACCAGCGAGAAAAGGAGGAAGAGAGGAAGACGGGAAGAAGAGGAAGAAACGAGAGCAAAGAGGAGCAGAAAGAGCGAAGCAGCAAGGAGCGAAGAGAGCAAGAAGCGAAAGAGCGAAAAGCGGCAAGGGGGAGAAAAAGAACGCAGAGAGCGGCAAGAGAAAAAGAGGCGGAGAGGGCGGAAACAGAGCAAAGCAGAGCAAAAAGAGCAAGGGCGGGACGGGAGAGAGGCAAAGAGAGAAAACACGCAGAGCGAGCAAGAGAAAGCAGGCCAGAGGGGGAGCGGCAGCAAAGAGACCGGCGCAGCAGGGAAGAGCAGCGACAGAGGCGCAGAAGGGGGAAGAAGAAGGGCGAAGAGGGCAAAAGGCGCGCAAAGGAAAGGGGGGCAGACAGGGAAGCGCGAAGGAGCAAAGGGCGGGGAGAGAGGAGGGAGCGGGGCAAAAAGAGGAGCCAAAAAGAAAGGAAGCGCAAAAGCCGACGAGGCGGACCAGCGGCAGGGGAGAGGAAGGGGACGGCGAGGCGCGAGCACCGAGAGCGAAGAAGGGGGGCAACAGACAAAGGAGGGAGGGAGCGAAAAGCAGAGGAGGGCGAAAGGAAGGCCAAAGAGGAGGAGGGGCAGGAAGCGCGAAAGGCGGCGCGAAGGGCCGAACAACCGGCAACCGCCAGGGCAGGAGAAAAGAAGGGGGAGGGAGGACGGACGAACAAGGGGCGCGGGGGGCAAAAAGGGAGAAGGGGAGGCGAAAAGGAGACAACAAAAAGGCGGCGCGGGGAAAAGGCAGCGCGCGCAGAACACAAGAAGAAAAAGGCGAAGAAAAGAAGGAGGGGGCGACAAGGGCCGCAAACCCGGACAGGGGAAAAGAAAGGGCCGGAGCCGAGCGGGAGCAAGGAGCAAGGAGGAGGCGGAGGAGGCAGCAGCAAGCGAGGAAAGGGCAGAGGCGGAGGAGGAGACGGCGCGAAGAGGCAAGGCAAGGGAGGGGAGGACAAGGGAAGAGGGGCGGAGGGCGCGGGAAGCAGAGGAAGAAGAGGGAAGGCGAAGGCGGGCAAGGCGGGGAAGGCGCGGGGGCGCGGGAAGCGAGGGACAAGCGAAGGCGAGAAGGGCAAGAGAGGAGGCGCACGCAGCCGCAACGCAAGGAGCGCAAGAAGAGGCGAAGGCGGGAAAAAGAAGAAAGGAAGAAAAAAGGGCAAGAGGCGGGACGGGAAGGGAGGAAAGGGAAGAAGGAAAAGAGGCAGCGGCAAGAAGAGGGGAAAGCAAGAGAGGGGAGAGAACAGAAGCGGAGAGCGACGAGGGCGACGGGCACGAAGGCGGCGAAAAGGAGAGAGAAAAGGGGGAGCAGGCAAAAGCCAGCAGGAGAGAGAACCGGAAGGGGGAGGACGCCACAGGGGCGCAAACCCCGCAAAAGCGGACGAAGGCGACGACGACGGGAAAGAAGAAAGGGCAAGGGGGAAAAGGGGGAAAAGGCAGAAGAGCACGAGGAGACAAGGACGGGGCGAGCAAGCAAACGCAAAGGGGAAGGGGGAAAGGCCGAAACAAGGGAGACGACGGCAAAGCAACAAAAAGGCGACAAGCAAAGAGAGGCCAAAGAGGCAAGGGCAAAAAGAGGGCAGAGAAAAGAGGGAAGCGGGGCGAGAAAGAAAGGGGGGAGAGGGAGCCCACGCAAAAAGAGGGGGGGGCAAGAGAGGGAAGCGGGGAGAGACCAAAGCAACCAGGCGCGGCCCAGGGGCCAAAAGAGAAAAAGAAGGGGCAAAACCCGGCGCCAAAAAGAGGGGCGAAGGGAGGGAGGAGGAGCGGGGCGCGAAAGGGGGACAAAGCGCCGCAGCGGAAGGAGCCAGAAGCAGGACAAGAAGACGCCAGAGGAGCGAGAGAAAGGGAGAAAACCAAAGAGGGGGAGGGCAGAGGGGGGAGGCAAAGGGGGAGGCAGAGGAAGGAGAAAGGGCAGCGAAAAGCGGGGGAGGAGCGGGCAGAGGAAGGAAGGGGGCGAGGAGAGGCAGCGACCAGCAAGGCGGGCAGAGGGCGGAAGAAAAGAGCAAGGGGGGGGGAAGAAGCCAGACACGGGGGAGGGGAGGAAAAAGCACAGAGCAAAAAGGAGCGCGCGGGACGAAGAAAGGGCACAAAAGGGGAACAAGGGGCAGAGGGAGGGGGGGAGACGAAGGAGACGGGGGAAGAGGAGGGGGGGCAGGGAAGGGAGGAGGGGGAAAGGAAGGCGCGAGAAAAGCCCAGCCCGCAGCCAGAAGAAGGGGGAAAGGCGGGAAAGAAGAAGGGGGGAGGGAGGCCGCACGGGGGAAGGGAGAGGCAGGACAAGGGGGGGAGCCAAGGAAGGAGCAAAGGGCAGGGGAGGGGGGAAGCAAGGGCAAGACAAGGAAAGGGAGGAAAGGCGAACCAACACGGCCAAGGCACAACAAAGGGAGCCACCCAGGACCAGGCACCCAGGGCAACCAGAGGGAAGAGGGCGCAAAAAGCACCCGCCAGAAGGAAGGAGGGGAAGAGCCAGGAAGGCGGGAAAACAAGAGCAGCGACCAGGGAAGCAGGGGGCACGGGGGAGCGAGCGCAGAGGGAACCAAAAGAAAGGGACGAAGCGCGCAAGGAGCCGGAGGGGAGAAAGGCGAGGCAAGAGGAGCGCGAGCAAGGCAAAAGAAAGGAGGGGGGGAACGGGGCCAAGACCGGCCGAACCACAAGGGGGAGGAACCAAAGGGGGCGGCCGGAACAAAGCAAACGAAGAAGGCGGGAGGGGAGGAAGAAAGCAAGGCGCGGGGCAAAAGGAGACGCGCAAGAAGAAGGAAGAGAGGGGGAGGAAACCGGGGCACCGGGGGCCGACGGGAAGCAAGCAGAAGGGCCGAGCCGACGCCGCACACAAAGAGGGCACCGGGGAGCAAAGGGACGGGAAAAGCGCAGGCGGGAAGGGGCGACGCGAAGAAGAAGGGGAGGGCGAACAACCCCCAGGGGGGGAGGGAAAAGGCGAAGGGGAGAAAGGCGACAAACGGAAAAAGGCAGGGGAGGGGGGGAAACAAGCACCGAGAGCGGGGGAGGAGACGGGGGCAAGGGGCGGGAGAAGCGGGGGAGGCACCAAAGGCCGGGGGGACAAAACGCGAGGGAGAAGGCAAGAGGGGGAGCAGAGGGAGGAGGGCAAAGAGAGGGGGAGGAGAGGAGGGGGGAAGCACGAACAAGGCGGGGGGGAGAAAGGGGCGAAGCGGAGGCAGAAGAAAGGCGAAAGGAGCAGGAGGGGGGAAGGGAAGGACGGCGGGGGCGGACAAGGCAAACAACGGAAAGAAGGAGGAGGCAGCAAGCAAGCAAAGGACACCCGCGACGGGAGAAAGAAGGGGGGCCGGGAGGGAAAAGCAGCGAGCAAAAGGCCAAGGAGCACAGCAAGAAGGCGAGACAAAGAGGAAGAGGGAAAGGAGGGCGAGCAAACAAAAGAGAGAGGAAGGAGGGGGGCACGGCGAGAGCGGACGGCAAGCAGGCCGGACAGGGCGGAGGCGGGGGGAGGGGGGGCAAGAGGCCAAGCAAAGCCAAAAGAAAGCCACCGCACCGCAACAAAGAAGAGCAGACGAGAGCGGAAAGGCACAAGCAAGGGGGGAGGGGGGAGCCAAAAGGGACAGAGGGGACGCGAACGGGGGGGCAGAGGCGGAGGGGCAGGGGGCAAAAGAGACAGAAAAAGCACGGCCGGGACAGGCCAGGGCGGGGGGGGAAGGCGGGGGCGGGGGGCAGCAAAAAGCAAAAGGCCAGCGCAACGAGGACCGCCGAGGCCGAAGAGAGGGCGGCAGGAAGGGGGGGGCGCAAAGGGGGGGAGGAAGCAACAAGGGAAGGAGGACGGAGGGAAGGGGGAGGACGGGAGGAGGGAGGGGAGAAGACGAGGGCAAGCGCGAGCACGCACAAGCCGGGGCGGCACGCAAGAACCAAACAGAGCGACAGGCGACAGCAGGGAGAAGGGAGCACGGGGAAAAGAAAAAGCGGAAGAGCGAAGAGAGCCCGACGGAAAACCAAGGGGCGGAGAGGCGCACGAAGCCGGGAGGCGAAACGAGAGGGCGACCGGAAGGCACGAGGGGGAAGGAGCGAAAGGAGCGAAGGAGCACGGAACGGAAGCGCGCGAGGGAAAGGGAGACGGGGGCGCAAAAGAAGGGGGGACGGGGAGAAAGGGGGGAGGGGGGAGGCAGGGGGGAGGCGAAAGAGGGAGGGGAGAAAAGGGCAAGAGGGGGAGGAAGGGAGGGGGGAGGGGCAGGGGGAGGGAACGGGAGAGCAGAGGCCAGGCAAAGGAAGGGGAGAAAAGGGGCAAGGCGGGAGGGAGGGGAGAAGGGGGGAAAAGGGCAGGGGGAAGGGGGAAGCAGGGGGGAGGAGGGGGGCAGGGGGCGGGAAAGGAACGAACGGGGGGCAGGAACAAGGGGCGCGAAAAAGGAGGGACCAGGGGGAGGGGAAGAGAGAGGGGCGAGGGGCAAAGGGAGGGAAGGGGAGGGGAGGGGGGGCGGAGAGAGGCAGGAGAGGGAGAGAAGGGCGAGAAAAGGGGGAGAAAGCGAGAAAGGAGGGGGGGAGGGGCGAAAAGAGGGGGAAGCGGAGGAAGAGGGGGAGAGAAAGGGGGGCGAAGGAGAAAGGAGGAAGAGGGGGGAAGGGGGGAAGGGCCAAAGGAGAGGGAGGGGAAGGAGGAAGGCCGGGAGAGGGGGGAAGAGGGGGAGGGGGGAGGAAGGAGGGGGGGAGGAAGGGGGCGACGAACGAGAGGGGGAGGGGAGGAGAGGGGGGGACACGAGGGGAGAAGGAAAGCAGGAGAGAAAGGAGGAAAAGGAGAGGGGAAGGGGGCAGCAAACCGCCACCCAGAAACGCCGACCCGGGCGAAACCGCCACCCAACCGAAACCGCCCCCCAGAAGCCGCGCCGAAGCAAAGCGGGCCAAACAGAGGACCCGCGCGCGCGCAAAGCGACACCCCCAGCGCGCCGGGCAGAAAAGCGACGCGCGAAGCGAGCCCCACAAACAAAGCGCAAGGAGAGCAGAACCCAAAGCCGGCCGAAGGGGCGCGGCAAAGCGCCACCCGCGACACCGGACGGGCAGGGGGGAGGGCGAAAGAGGGGGGAGCAGGAAAGGCGCGGGGCGGCGCAGGAGGACAGGGGCGCGGGCCGCGGAACACGCGCGAGCAGAGGACGCAGCGACCCGAAACGCACCCAAGCGACACACCGCAACCAAAGGGGACAAGGGAGAAGGCGCAGCGCGCGCGCGGAAAGGCGAAAAACCCCGGCGAGGCAGCCGCCGCAGAGAAACCCCGCACGGAGAGCGCAAAAACGCGGGCAAGACCGGCAGAAGAGCAGAAAACGCGCGCGCAAAGGAGCGCGCCGCGAGCAAGCGAGCGGAGCAGCAGGGCCCAAGCGGGAAGAAAGCAAAGGGAGCCGAGGGCGGCCCGCGCGCAACAAGGGACGAAGGGGAGGGGGCGCAAGCCGGAGGGGGGCAGACGAGGGGCGACCAACAAGGACACGGCCGAGAAAAGGCGGCAAGCGGGAAAAGACGGGGGACGGGGGAGGGCGGCACCGACAACGACGGGGGAACCGGGGAAGAAGAGGGAGCCGAAGGGGAGCGACAGGCAGGCGGGGAAAAGGACGCGAGAAAAGCGAGAGGGGGAGGAGCAGAAGGGGCGAGCACGGAAGAGGACAGACACAAGGGCGGCAACGGGCCGGAAGCGCAGAGAAGGCCAGAAGCGCACAGCGAGGGGGGGCAAAAGGGGGGAACGGAGAGGCGGGGGCCGACGGCGCCAAGGGGCGCGGAGGGAGCCGCGCAGAAGAAGGGAGGGAAGGGGAAGAGGAGAGGGGGGGGACAGGAGGGACAAGAGGCGGGAACACAAACGGGGAAGGACGGAAGAGGGGACCGCGGCAACAGGGGGCCGGAGGGACGGAAGCAGGAAAGGAAGAAAAGGCAAAGGGGCAAAAGGGAGCGACAGGAAGAGGGGGAGGGGGGGCAGGCGGCCAAACCAAGGAAGAAACCGGCGGGAGGGGACCGAGGCGAGCAAAAGGGGGAGAGGGGCGCAGCAGGGGAGAACGGCGAAGGAAGAAGACAAGGCCAAGGAGAAAACACAAAAAGAGGGGAAGGGACAGAGCGCGCGGCAGAAAAGGCAGGCCGAAGGGGGGAAAAAGGGCAAGCCAGAGAAGAGGACAAGAAGGGGGGAGGGCGACAAGGGCAAAAACACCGCAGAGGGCCAGACCGAGAAACAGCAAAGCAAGCGCAACCGCAAGGAAGCAAAGGGGAGCAAGCAAGCGAGCAGGAAGAGAGCAAGAAGCCAGCAGGACGGCGAGGGCAGGGGGGCCGAGCAAAGAGGCCGAACCAAACGGGGGGCCGAAGGAGGGGAGGAGACGACAAGAAGGGAAGGGGCAGGAGGGGAGGGGCAAAGGGCGAAGGAGCGACAAAGAAGACGCGCGAGGCAAGCGGCAGCCGAAGGAAGGGCAGGACCGAGAGGGGGGACGCAGCGCGCAGGCAAGAGGAGCCGGAGCGGGGAAAGAAGGGAGAAGGGGGCAAACGGGGAGAGAAGGGAAACGGGAAAGAGAGCAGGCGGGCAGGGCAAAAAGCACCCCAGAGGGGAGACGGAGGGAAGAGGGGGCCGGGGAAGGGGGCGGAACGAACGGGAGGCGAGAGGCACGCAACAGGGAGGGAAAGCAAGGGGAGCACAGGAAGCGACACGAGAAGGCAGCCAGACAAAAAGGAAAAGCACCAAGAAAAGGAGGCAGGACGGCGCAAGACCGGGGAGCCGAACAAGAGAGACAGAAGGAAAGGGCACGGCAGGGAGCGCGACAAAGGGCAGGGGAGGACACACAGCAGGAGCCAGGGAACACAGCGCGGGGGGAGAAGGAAGGGGGGAGGAAAGAACGGAAGGGACGGCACGCAGGGAGGGACCAAGCAGAAGCACGGAAAAGCAGAGGGACAGACCGGGGAAAGGCCAGGAGGCGGCGGGAGGGAGAGCGGAGGGACCCCCACACCAAGGAAGGGGAAGCGGGAGGGCAAGGAACAACGGGGGGGAGCCAAGGAAGAACAAGGGGCAGAAGAAAGAAGAAGAGAGAGACCAGGGGAAGGGGCAGGAGAAGGGGCGACGGAGAGGAGACGGCAAAGCACAGAGGAGGGAGCCAGGGGAGGGCCGGGACACCAGACCGAGGCGACCAGGCCGACCAGGGACCCGGGGCGAGAAAAGGAAGAGGAGGGGCAGACAACGACACGAGAACAGAAGGCGGAGAAGAAGAAAGGGGGGAGCGCAAGCAAGAAGCCGAAGCACCGGAAGAAGAAGGGAGGCAACGGAGGGAGACAGGGGGCGCACAGAGCCGAAGAGAAGGCCAGGCGGAGCCCCGCAAAACGGGGGGCAGAGGAAGGAGCAAGAAGGAGGGCAGAGGGGCAGCCGGAGGGGCCAAAGGGGCCGAAGCCAGGGAGGGGGGGGGCAAACAAGGGGAGAAAAAGGGGGGGAACAAAACCAAAAGCGAGAACAACAACACACGGAGACACGAGGCAAGCGGAAGGAAGGAAGGGAGCAGCAAAAGAGGGGGAAGACGCCAGAGGGACAAAGCAGAAAGAAGGGGAAAGGAGAAGGGACAAAAGGCGGACGGGAAGGGAGGCAGCGCAGGAAGAAGGAACGGGAAGCAGCGGAAAAGAGGACACAACGAACGGCACGGGAGACAAGAGCAAAGCAAGGCAAGACCAAGAAAGCCGAAGCAACAAACGGGAAGCGGAACGCGCAGGGACAACAAACAAGCGGGACAACGGGCAAACCGGGGCCAGGGAAACACACAACAGGGGGGAAACGGGGAAGGCAAACCAAGACCGAGAGGGGAAGACCCGGGCAGGGGGGGGGAGAACGCCAAAAGGGGGGAAGAAAGGCGCAGGCACGGGGCGGGGCAACAACAAGAAGGGAGGCGGGGAAGCCAACAACAGCCAGGAAGGGCGACGCAAGGGAGAGGCCGAAGCCGCGGACAAGCCGCACAAGGACCAGCGCAGAGGGGGGGGCGCAGGGCGCGAAGCCGAGGCGGGGGACGAGGACAGCGAAAGGGGGCGGAACAGCGGGGCGGGGGGAAGGCGCGAAGGGGACCGCCACGCAGACAACAAGAGGGACGAAGGAAAAGCGACCAAGCAGGAGCAAGAAAGGGCCGGCAGCCGAGCAAGCCCAAGGGAGCGCGGAGAAGAAGAAAGAAGAAGAAGGCAAAAGGAAAAGAACCGAGAGGGGGGAGGAACGAAGAGAGGGCACCGGAAAGAGGGGCAGGAAGCGGGGAGAAGAAAGAAGCGGCGAAGAAGGGGGCGGAGGGGGGGAAAACGGAGGGCGGCCGGGCAACAAGAGCAAAGAAGCGGGGGACAGGACAGGGCCGGACAGCGGACAAAGAAAGGGCAGAAGGCAAAGGGCAAAGAGGAGGGCGGCAAGCGCAGAGAACAGGGCAAGGAAAGGGGGAAGAAAGACGGGGGGGGAAGAAACCCAGAAGGGAAGCGGAAAAGGCGCGGAAGCGGAGAGGCGCGAGGGGCGAACCGCGGGGGCGGGGGGCGCGAGAAAGGCGAAAGAGAGCAAGAAGAAGGGCCCAGGGGCGAGGGGGAGGCGGGAAGGGAGGGGGGAAGGGAAGGAGACGGGCGGGAAGGAAAAGACAAGAAAGAGGGACAAAGGGAAGAAGAAGAGGAAGGAGAGAAGAGGCACGGCAAGGCGACGCAAAGAAGAGAGCCAGAAGAAGGGGCGGGAAGAAAAGGAAGAGGGGAAGAAGGCAGGAAAGGGACGGGGAGAGCAAGCAGCGAGGGAAAGAAAGAAGGACAGCAAAGAGGAGGGGAGAGGGAAGCAAAAGGGGACGGACGAAGGGGAGGAGGCGGGAGAGAGGAGGCGAAAGGGCGCAAGGGCGAAAACGCACCAGCAACAAGGGGACAAGGGAAAAGGGAGAAGGCAAAGGAAAGGAAGCGGAGGGAGGGGGCGCGAGGGGAGCGGGGCGCAGGACAAGGGGAAGGGGAAGCAAGGGCACGGGGGGGCAAGGGAGAGGCAAGGGCACGGGGGAGCCGAAGGCAAGAAGGGAAAGGGGGAGCCGAGGGCAGAGAAAGGAAAGGGGGAGCAAGGGCAAGGAAGCAAGGGAAAGGGGGAGCGAGGGCAGAAGCAAGGGAAGGGGAGCAAGGGAGGAAGGGAAGGGCAAGGCAGAAGAGGGGAGCCAAGGGAGAAGGGAAAGGGGAGCAAGGGAGGGGAGAGGCAAGGCAAAGGGGGAGCCAAGGGAGCAAGGGAGAAGGGAAGGGGAGCAAGGCAAGGGAGGGGGAGGAGGGGAGGCAAGGCAAAGGGGGGACCGAGGCAAAGAAGACAGGGAGAGCAAAGGGAAGGGAGAGGAAAGGCAAGACAGGAGAAGGCGGGGAGCCAAGGGCGAAGGCAAAGGCAACAAGGCAAAGGGGAAGCAAGGGAAAGCACCAGGAGAGGGGGGAGCCAAGGGCAAGGCAAAGGCAAGGGGGAGCCAAGGACAAGGGAGAAAGGCAAAGGGGGGGCCAAGGACAAGCCAAGGGAAAGGGGGGGGCAAGGACAAAGGAGAAAGGCAAAGGGGGGGGAAGGGCAAAGCCAGGGGGAAGGCGGAGAACACCCAGACGGGAGAAGGAAGAAGAGGAAGCAGAACGGACAGGGAAAAGAGGCGCACAAGGAAAAAGACGAGGCGAACGAGGAGGGGAGGAAAGAAAGAGAGGGGGAAAGCCCAAAGAGACAAGGACCACGGCAGAGCGAAGCAGAGAAGCCAGGCGACACCAAAACGGAGACCCAGAGAGGGCCACGCAACGGGAAAACCAGAGGAAGAGCAGAGGAAGGGGGGGAGCGCAGGGACAGGGAGAGGAAGACGCCAGCAACGGCGAGCGGAGCGCGGGCGGACAGGGGGCCAGAAGAGAAGAGAAGAGCGCGGACAAAAGAGACAAGAGGGCAAAAAGGAGAGCGGCGCGGGCCAACGGACAGAGGCGCAGGACCAGCGAGAAAAGGAGGAAGAGAGGAAGACGGGAAGAGCAGGAAGAACGACGAACAAGAGAGCAGAAAAGGCGAAGCAGCAAGGAGCGAAGAGAGCAAGAAGCGGAAAGAGCAGAGAGCAAAAGGCAGACAGAGCAGACCAAAAGCGGCAAGGGAGGGAGAAAGAAAAAGAACGCAGAGAGCGGCAAAGAGAAAAGAGGCGGAGAGGGCGGAAACAGAGCAAAAGCAGAGCAAAAGAGCAAGGGCGGGACGGGAGAGAGGCAAAGAGAGAAAACACGCAGAGCGAGCAAGAGAAAGCAGGCCAGAGGGGGAGCGGCAGCAAAGAGACCGGCGCAGCAGGGAAGAGCAGCGACAGAGGCGCAGAAGGGGGAA
Messenger RNA from Ipomoea nil (Japanese morning glory), 11415 nucleotides. Its product is annotated as hornerin-like. The transcript has 6 exons. Lineage: Eukaryota; Viridiplantae; Streptophyta; Magnoliopsida; Solanales; Convolvulaceae. The annotation marks the transcript as partial. The record is from RefSeq and is a predicted model, not a curated record.